UCUCUCAUCUUCCCUACUAGAAAGAGCCAAGGCCUUCCUCCCUAUUCACGACUGUGUUCCCAGCUCCUAGGAAGAUCAUAGCAUUAGGAGGCCCUGCAAACACAUUUCUGUGAGCUACAGAAAGGAACGAAGCAAGGAAAGAAGCAGAGUCCCAGCAUUUGGGACUCUUUCCCAGACAGUCUGGGAAAGCCUGUCUGCAUGAAGCAUGAAAAACGUGUUGAAAGGCAGUGGCCCGCUGGGGGAGCGUGAAGGACAGCUAGCGUUGGUAAGAUUUUUGUUAGUUCAUUAGUUCAACUAUAGUACCCUUCAGCUAAGCACACAGACGCCCGAGGCCCGGAUUCGAUUCCAGACGCCAGCCCUCCCUCCUUUCCUCAUCCAGCACUCGCCCCCAAUUGUCUCUUUCCUCCUGGCGCCCGGGAUCGCACCGCCCAGACCGCCUUACUCUCCCUGCCCCGGAAGUUACACGCUGCCGACACCGGGACGUAACUUCCGGGAAGGGUUUACUUCCAAGACAGACACGGAAGUGUUGGGAGGCGCCGGGAGCCGGUUCGGUUGCCGGUGUCUCUGGCCUUGCGGUCAACCCUGGGAACGUCCCGGAGAGCUAGAUUCCUAGAGCCACGAUUCCGCUAGCCCCGAACAGACUAAGCCAGCGCUCCCGCCCGCUCCCCCGACUUAGGAUCCGAUGCCGGCAGCGUCCUGGGGCCCCCGUAGCGGGGCUGGACCAUGAGCCUGCUGGACGGCCUCGCCUCCUCCCCGCGGGCUCUGCUGCAGUCCAGCAAGGCCAGGAUGAAAAAGCUCCCGAAGAAGAGCCAGAACGAGAAGUACCGGCUGAAGUACCUGCGGCUGCGCAAAGCGGCCAAGGCCACUGUGUUUGAAAAUGCUGCUAUUUGUGAUGAAAUUGCUCGUCUUGAAGAAAAAUUUCUUAAAGCAAAAGAAGAAAGAAGGUACUUGCUAAAGAAGCUCCUCCAGCUUCAGGCUCUAACUGAAGGGGAAGUACAGGCUGCAGCUCCUUCCCACAGUUCCAGUUUGCCCCUGACUUAUGGUGUGGCCAGCUCUGUGGGAACUAUACAGGGAGCUGGGCCUAUUUCAGGGCCCAGCACUGGGGCUGAGGAACCAUUUGGGAAGAAAUCGAAGAAGGAGAAAAAAGAAAAAGGCAAAGAGAACAACAAACUGGAAGUUCUGAAGAAAACAUGCAAGAAAAAGAAAAUGGAGGGAGGUGCUCGCAAGCUGGUUCAGCCCAUUGCCCUGGAUCCCUCAGGACGGCCUGUGUUCCCCAUCGGACUAGGGGGUCUAACAGUAUAUAGCCUGGGGGAGAUCAUCACCGACCGACCUGGCUUUCAUGAUAAGAGUGCCAUCUACCCUGUGGGCUACUGCAGUACUCGAAUAUAUGCCAGCAUGAAGUGCCCAGACCAGAAGUGUCUAUAUACCUGUCAGAUCAAGGAUGGUGGUGUGCAGCCUCAGUUUGAAAUUGUUCCUGAAGAUGACCCCCAGAAUGCCAUCGUCAGCUCUUCUGCAGAUGCUUGUCAUGCAGAACUGCUCAGGACUAUAAGUGCUACUAUGGGGAAACUAAUGCCUAACCUGCUUCCAGCUGGAGCUGACUUUUUUGGGUUUUCUCAUCCAGCCAUCCAAAACUUGAUCCAGAGCUGUCCAGGAGCUCGAAAAUGCAUCAAUUACCAGUGGGUGAAAUUUGAUGUGUGCAAACCUGGAGAUGGGCAGCUACCUGAGGGGCUGCCAGAGAAUGAUGCAGCUAUGAGCUUUGAAGCCUUUCAGAGACAGACCUUUGAUGAAGAUCAGAAUGAUCCCCUUCUGCCAGGAUCCUUGGACCUCCCAGAGCUUCAGCCUGCAGCCUUUGUGUCUUCUUACCAGCCCAUGUACCUGACACAUGAACCCUUGGUAGAUAUUCACCUGCAGCACCUGAAGUCUCCAUCACAGGGUAGCCCAAUUCAGUCUUCAGAUUGAACAAGAAGGGAUCAGAUGCCACAUCGUUUUCAUCGUGAUUAAUUUAACUUAAACUAAAAUUUUGGGUAUAUGGAAGAAGGCAGCAAUUCAGAAGUAAAGAAGAUAUUCACAUAUUUCAUCAUGGAGGGUCCUGUAGUGACGGUUUUCCCUGGGAAAAAUUUCAGCUGCUUUAUUUUUAGUAAUAAAUUUCUCUUGUCAAUUCUGUUUAUUUUCAUCUUGUUGUAAUCAGGAUAUAAUCUUUUUUGCUUAGCUCUGCCUGAGGUAGAGUCAACUUCAGCCUCUUAUAAACAAGAGUGAUAGAGAGCUGCUGUCUAGUCUAUUCAGGCUGCUACAACAAAUACCAUAGACAGAGUGGUUUAUAAAUAACAUGAAUUUAUUUCUCACAGUUCUGGAUGCUGGGAAGUCCAAGUUCAAGGUGCUGGCAGAUUCAAUGUCUGGUGAGGGCCCACUUCCUAGUUCUUAGACAGCCGUCUUCCUGCUGUGUCCUCACGUGGUAGAAGGGGAAGGCAGCUCUCCGGGGUCUCUUUUAUAAGAGCACUAAGCCCAUUCAUGAAGGUCUGCCCUCAUGACCUAAUCACCUCCCAAAGGCCCCACCUCCCAAUACCAUCACAUUGGGGGUUAGGAUUUAACUUAUGAAUUUGGGGGAGAUAUAAACAUUAAGUCUAUAGCAGCAGCUAAUGAGGGAGAUAGGGAGGUUCUGACAAACUUCUACUCUUGAUUCUGAUCCUAAUUCAAGGGAUAUCAAGUCCCAGCCCCUGCAGCCCAGGCUGCUGCUUUAUUUUCACGUCAGUAUCAUCAAAAUCCAAUCUUCUGCUUAAACUCAAGAUGGAAAGUCCAGUCUAAGGUCCACUGUUCAUCUUUUUCUUCACAUUUUGCACAUCCUUCUUUAACCCUUCGUUAUCGCACCUCAGAGAAUGUGCUUUUUAAAGCUCAAUACAUUGAAACCAAAUGAUAACACAAAUUCACAUAUAAUUGGGGGUGAGCCCCAUCCUCUGUAACAGACUUAGUCCUGUCUUUUCAUUAGCCAUGUAGUAAUAUAACUCCAUGUUCCAUGCAACUGGAUUUUUGGACCCUGUUAAUAGCAUUAAGGUAGAGGUUCACUGUAUCACCUAACAACUCAGCACUACCUGUGGGAUGCCUUAGGUACCCAUCACCAGGUUGCCAAGGGCUGUGUGGAAAGGGAGGGACAAAAGGACCCAGAAGAAUGGGGAUGGAGUGGUGAGAAUGAAAUGGUUAAUGCACUACCAUUCAUAAUUGCCAACUGAGGACAACACAAAUGGGAUUGGUAUUUUCUAGUAAUAAAUCUGCCAGCAGAGGGAGGGAUCGGGCAGCAGUGUUGAGAGCACACCACACUGGCCGGUGUAAACUCAGAAGCCAAGUUAACUGGUAUCUUAUGAUUUGGAGUAUAGUUUUUUUAUAAGUUGUACACAUUUUACAAUGUAAAAGAAACAACAUUUCUAUCAUAGUGAAUCGGGUGGGAAGGGGAUUGCUUAAAACGUUAAUGUGGUUUUUUUUUUCUCUGCAUAAAUUGCUUGCGCAUACUGGCACUUAA
Cercocebus atys (sooty mangabey) is the source of this 3511-nucleotide messenger RNA. RefSeq names its product transforming growth factor beta regulator 1 (gene FYRD1). The transcript is spliced from 9 exons. NCBI's taxonomy places the organism in Eukaryota, Metazoa, Chordata, Mammalia, Primates, Cercopithecidae. Gene Ontology annotation, biological process: regulation of cell cycle. Gene Ontology annotation, cellular component: nucleus. The record is from RefSeq and is a predicted model, not a curated record. The coding region runs from base 724 to 1959 and encodes 411 amino acids.